CAUUUCAGUUCGGUGGUAAUUUUUCCGCGAAUAGGUUCGUUCUUUGCGUUUCGGUUUAUUAGUUUUUAGUAUUAUCGGGCGAUUCGGAAGAUUCUUCGAGCGGGUGUCCUUUCUCGCGACAAACUAAAUGAAUAAUUGAUGCAGUCGAUGGUUCCAGAGAAGACCAGAGGUGAUAACAUUUGAAGACUUCCUCGAAGUGCGAUUUCGGAGGAUCGUGUGAGAAUUAUUUUCUAGUGGAUUUCUGUUCUGUUCAAUCAUAGAGUCCUGAAGCUAGUGCUUGAAAAUGAGGAGCACUAUAAUAUUGCUCAGUUUACUGGUGACGACAUGCAAAGCGGACAUUUCAACGAUCAUCAAGGGCAGUUAUUCCCGCAACGAUAUCCUCGCUGACGAUGGCUACCACUACGAUAAACCAAAGAUCCCAUUUGAAACACCAACCCGUCCUCCACGGCCUCCUCCACCGGUAACGGAGAAGAAAUGUCCAGCCUCUCAGCAAAAUCCAGAUGGAAGCUGUGGUUACGACUACCCUAUACCAGACCAAAGUUUCACACUGCCAAGCCAGUAUCAGCCACCGAGGACUACACCUCGACCAACGACCACCACAAGGCCACCCACUACAACCACCACCACGCGAAGAACGACUACGACAAAUCGUCCAACGACGACGACUACCCGACGCCCUCCACCUCCAACAACACGGAAGCCUGAUUGCCCACCUCAAGCUCAAAAUCCAGACGGAACUUGUGGAUACUUCUAUCCAAAGCCGGAUGAGUCCUUCACUCUUCCACAACGAGUAUCAACCACCACUCCAAGGCCUACGACUACUACCACCACCAGGAGAACUACACCACCACAGGAGUACCUUCCGCCUACAACGACCACAAGGCGAACGACGCCAAGGCCAACCACAACCACUAGGCGAACUACGACAACAACUCGACCACCAACAACUACGAGAUGUCCACUCGGACAGCAGAACCCAGAUGGAACCUGCGGAUAUGUCUAUGAACGACCAGAUUCGAGCUUCACGGUUCCUCAACGCCAAACAACCACUCGUCCGACAACGACCACUCGACGUCCGACUCCUCCACAAGAAUACCUGCCUCCUACCACAACGACAACCAGGCGAACGACGACUACCACAAGACCUACGACGACUACUCGUCGUCCAACUACCACCACACGAAGGAUAGUUCCGACAACGAAGUGUCCUCCAUCGCAGCAGAACCCCGAUGGAACCUGUGGAUAUAUCUACGAAAAACCAGAUCAAAGUUUCACCAUUCCUCAGCGGGUGUCAACAACCGCUAGGACUACCCCUCGUCCAACGACUACGACCACCCGAAGAACAACUACUACAACUCGUCCUACUACCACUACGACUAGAAGGACUACUACAACGCAACGGCUGACUACUACCCGGUGCCCUCCAUCACAGCAGAACCCCGAUGGAUCCUGCGGAUACGUCUAUGAAAAACCAGAUCAAAGUUUUACCAUUCCUCAGCGGGUGUCAACAACCGCUAGGACUACCCCUCGCCCAACGACUACGACCACCCGAAGAACAACUACUACAACUCGUCCGACUACCACUACGACUAGAAGGACUACUACAACGCAACGGCUGACUACUACCCGGUGCCCUCCAUCACAGCAGAACCCCGAUGGAUCCUGCGGAUACGUCUAUGAGAAACCAGAUCAAAGUUUCACCAUUCCUCAGCGGGUGUCAACUACUCGUGCACCAACAACAACCAGACGCACGACAACUACCACUCGUCCACCCACGACAACAACCCGUCGAACUACCACCACCUACCGAACGGUUCCAACGACCAAGUGUCCCCCGUCGCAACAGAAUCCGGAUGGAUCUUGCGGAUAUUUCUAUGAGAAACCAGAGGAAAGCUUCACUCUACCUCAAAGAGUGACUACAACUACUACCCGACGAACUACAACCACUACCCGUCUAACCCCAACCACUCGUCGUACAACGACGACGACCAGAUGCCCGCCAUCGCAACAGAAUCCAGACGGUUCCUGUGGGUACGUCUACGAGCGACCUGAUCAGACCUUCACCGUCCCUCAGCGUGUAAGCACUACGAGGUAUACAACAACUACCACCCGACCGACUACCAGGCGAACCACUCCACCACAAGAGUAUCUACCACCGAGGACGACAACCACAACUAGGCGAACUACAACCACUACUCGACCAACGACCACAACUCGUCGUUUAACUACGACGACCAGGUGUCCUCCAUCGCAGCAGAACCCGGAUGGUUCUUGCGGCUACGUCUACGAGAAACCUGAUCAGAGCUUCAACACACCCCAGCGGGUUACCACCACGAGGCCUACCACCACAACUACUAGGUUAACGACGCGCCGAACUACACCUUCCCAGGAGUAUCUACCCCCAACGACAACCAGGAGGACUACGACCACUACCAGGCCUACAACCACCACUACUAGGAGAACGACGACCACAACUCGUCGUUUAACUACCCAGCGAACCGUACCAACGACUAGGUGUCCGCCAUCCCAACAGAACCCGGACGGUUCCUGUGGAUAUGUAUACGAAAAACCAGAACAGAGUUUCACCGUUCCACAGAGGGUGUCAACUACGCGACCUACCACCCGUAGAACUACUCCACCUCAGGAGUAUCUACCACCAAAGACUACUACACGCCCAACCACUACCACCAGGCGCACAACAACGACAACUCGGCCGACAACGACGACCACUCGUCGAACGACUACCCCCUAUCGAACGGUUCCAACGACGAAGUGUCCUCCAUCGCAGCAGAACUCAGAUGGAUCCUGUGGUUAUGUCUACGAGAAGCCCGAACAGAGCUUCACUCUACCACAGCGGGUACCGACUACUCGUCCAACAACCACUACCACCAGGCCAACCACUCGCAGAACCACACCUCCACAAGAAUACCUACCUCCCCGCACUACGACCCGUCCAACGACAAGGCCACCAACUACCACUAGGCGAACUACCACUACAACUCGUCCACGAACGACGACCACUCGACGCCAGACGACCACUCAGUGUCCACCCUCGCAACGUAAUCCAGAUGGAACGUGUGGUUAUUUCUAUCAAAAACCAGACAGCAGUUUCACACAACCACAACGAGUGCCUACCACGAGACCCACGACGACGACCCGUAGAACAACUCCCUCGCAAGAGUAUCUACCGCCGUCUACAACGACCACAAGAAGGACCACAACCACAACAAGGCCAACAACGACUACAAGGAGGACUACAACCACAACAAGGCCAACUACCACGACAAGACCAACGACCACACAGUGUCCUCCUUCGGAACGCAAUCCGGAUGGAACUUGCGGUUAUUUCUACGAAAAGCCCGAGAGUAGUUUCACACUACCACAAAGGGUGACUACCACCAGGCCGCCGACGACCACCACACGAUUGACGACCCGCAGGACAACUCCUUCGCAGGAGUAUCUUCCUCCUUCAACAACGACGACUACCAGGAGGACUACGACAACAACCACAACGCGAAGGCCUACGACAACGACUACAACGCGAAGACCUACGACCACAACCCGUCGUCCGACGACCACACAGUGUCCACCAUCGGAACGCAAUCCGGACGGAACGUGCGGUUACUUCUACGAAAAGCCAGACAGCAGUUUCACCCAACCCCAGCGAGUGACAACCACCAGGCCGACGACGACCACCACACGGUUGACAACCCGUAGGACAACUCCCUCGCAGGAAUAUCUACCACCGUCAACGACGACCACUAGAAGGACCACGACCACGACGAGACCAACGACCACGACGAGACCAACGACCACCACUCGUCGUCCAACGACAACCCAGUGUCCACCGUCGCAGCGCAACCCGGAUGGAAGUUGCGGUUAUGACUACGAAAAACCGGAGAGCAGCUUUACGCUACCACAGCGGGUGACGACCACAAGGCCGACGACCACUACCACCAGGCGAAAAACUACCACUACCCGUAGAACUACUCCUGCUGAGCAGUACUUGCCACCGUCCACAACUACGACUACAAGACGCCCAACGACGACAACCACUCGUCGACCAACGACGACUACGACUACCACGCGAAGGACAACUCCAGCCCAGGAAUAUCUGCCACCGAGUACGACGACGGUCAGGACUACAACAACGACGAGACCAACCACCACCACUACGAGGCGCACAACUACGACAACCCGAACUACCACGCGGCCAACCACUACCACCACCAGAAGGACUACACCAGCCGUUGAGUACCUACCUCCAUCUACCACCACAAGGCGAACAACCACAACCACAACGCCUCGCCCUACCACGACCACAACGACCCGUCGUCCGACAACAACCCGCCCAGCAACGACCACGGAACGGAAGUGCGCGGCUUCCGAAAUCAACCCGGACGGUAGCUGCGGAUACGACUACCCGCAACCACCGAGACCGUUUACCAUUCCACGACCAGUGCCGACCACUGCUGCUCCGGAAUACCUUCCACCUGUGGUCGAGGAAUCGACCGGGUACUCAUAUCCGAAACCUGCCAUACCCUUCAACUUCUAAGCACCUUGCUGGUGCAAUGCUCAACAUUUUGAAUGGCUGAACAAAAUCACUGUAAAUAGCUCUUUAGUUAGACUUAAUUCCCCUCAUUUCUACUCAACAACCAAAGCCUUCAUCUAUUCCAAAUGAAAAAUGGAAAAUCUCUUCGUAUUUUCACCUUAACUCUAUACAAAACGGAACACUGCCACCCUCUUUUGCAUAUUUUGUAAGGAAAAUUUACUCACCACUCAGUAGUUGCUUAGGAAAAAAAACUUUUACUUUUAAGUUCACGUUUAGUUCACGAAAAUAACGAUGAAAACCGCCAGAUGGCAGUUGCGUUGCUCUACCACCGUUUGAUAUUUUUACUUUCUUUCGAGGUUAGGUAACUCAAGUCCGUCACUGAAGCAUCAAUGCACCUAUUUAACUGUUGUAUAGAGCUACGAAAUCAAUACUCAAUCGUUUAUGUUAUAGAAGAAUGUGUUUGUAUGGAGACGGAGUUAUAAACUUUUUUGCAAACAAUGUGAUCUACAAUUGUGUAGUGCGAUAGAAAUUGUUGAUGAUAAAUGUGUACUGUCAAUCGGAUAGUGGAUGCGAAUCUAUGAGAAUUACCGUAGGAUAGAAGUAUGUACAAUAAAUCAUUGAA
Ochlerotatus camptorhynchus is the source of this 5174-nucleotide messenger RNA. Its product is annotated as mucin-2-like. The record is from RefSeq and is a predicted model, not a curated record. The coding region runs from base 284 to 4555 and encodes 1423 amino acids. Lineage: Eukaryota; Metazoa; Arthropoda; Insecta; Diptera; Culicidae. The transcript has 14 exons.